ACUGGCUAUUGCAACGCUCUUUGCGGCAGGCAGAUGAACUCACGUAGUAAAUAUCGAAGUGAAGUAAGUUUGUUGGGUUGGAUUGUGUGCGGGAAUUAAUGUUUUAUUGAGCGUUUACGAAACAGUUGUUAGACAUGUCCAACAAAAAGAAUUCAAUGCUUCUAGAUGUCGAUGAUUCGGCCCUCAAGAGUAAAUUGCUUCUUCCGGUUCGUGGUAAAUCUUCAACAUUUGGGUUUGUAAUUGAACAGGAGAACUCGCCAGAUAGUCUGCCAGAUGAUUUUGAAAGUUUAUUACCGCUACUUGAAGGUGCUCGUUCAAAGGGAGAAGUUCCAUGGAAAUGGGUGCAACCCACACAAGGAAUGUGUCUCAAGACACAUUUACCAGAUGGAAAGAAAGUGUUCAUUAAUGUUUGCCAAACAUCUGAGAUUCCUGAUCCUCAUAAUGUGGAUGAAGAGAUGCUACUGAAGAUGUACGCCUCAUUGGAUGAUGACACUCCAGACAUGGGCAUACGAAUACCUCUCAGUAUUGGAGAUUGUCAUGAGGAGUUGGACAAAAGCGGCGAGCCGUGCAGCGCGUACGACGUGGCGGUGAGCACGAGCUUCUUCGAGCGCGCGCAGAACAGCCGCGUGCACAUGCGCUUCCUGGUGCAAGUGGCCAUCGAGUCGGUGGCGGACAAAUUCAAGCUGGAGCUGGACGCCGACCAGUACACCGAACUGGGCUCGACGGCGUCGACUUCGUCGCCAUCGACGUCUUCGGCUCCGUCGACGUCCUCCGCCUCGACGUCGUCAGGCGCGGGCGCGGCGCCGAAGGGCCGGCCGCCCGCGCGGGCGCAAGCGUCUCCCAGCUCCCCUGCCGCUGCGGAGCCUUCCCCGUCGCCGUCGCCCGCGGGCGGUGGGCGGGCCCCGGAGCGCUGGCGCAUGGUGCGGCGGCCGGCGGCCGACGGCAGCUCCGUCUUCAUCGCCGAGCUCACCCUCGCCGACGUCACGAACGCCGGCGAGGUGUGCUUCCGCGCGGGCGACGACCGCCUGGUGGUGGAGAGCUCGCGGCGUGGCUACGCCUGGGACGUGUUCGUGCCCAUGCAGCUCAACGCGGACGCCGCGCGCGCCGUCUUCGUGCGCUCCGACCGGGUGCUGAACAUCCAGAUCCCGAUCGUUGCCAGCUGAGCGUGCCGGCGGUCUGCGCUUCUACCAAAGAGUCCAGUGCAGCGGCGCCCCCACAGCCGACGUCCCAGACGUCGCUGUUCCCCACCUCGACGCGGCGGCCGGUGUUGCGUCGUCCGCCCGCCCGCACCCACCGAGGGCGCCGCCGUCAACGCCCGCCCACCAGCGCCGCCGCCGCCGCCUCCGCCACCUCUCGCUCGCCUCCCCGCGCCUCUGUGCCGCUCCGCGCUGUGUAAUGUAUAAUACACUGAUGUACCCACGCCUUCGCGUUCAUUUUUCACCCGUCGCCCGCCCGCUCCCCCUCCCCUCCCUCCCGUCCUCCGAGUCACGCCCCCAUCGGGCAAGGCCAGCUUACGUAAUCCGUCUCGGCGCUGCCCGCGGGCGGCGGUGUUGGCGGCGGCGGCGCGCGAUUGCUAAUGGGGUGCCGCGCCCACGUGCUCACCGGCCGCAAGGUCACCGCCGGACACGUGUCCCCACGGGGCACGAGCCGCCUCCGCCUGCUUGCCUGCCUGCCUGCCACGCCGAGCCGCGCUGCC
This is a messenger RNA of Gryllus bimaculatus (two-spotted cricket), 1696 nucleotides long. The record is from the annotation of a GenBank genome assembly. NCBI's taxonomy places the organism in Eukaryota, Metazoa, Arthropoda, Insecta, Orthoptera, Gryllidae.